Molecule: messenger RNA, 1040 nt
Organism: Jatropha curcas
Lineage: Eukaryota; Viridiplantae; Streptophyta; Magnoliopsida; Malpighiales; Euphorbiaceae
Product: histone deacetylase complex subunit
Biological process (GO): regulation of DNA-templated transcription
Cellular component (GO): histone deacetylase complex
Molecular function (GO): transcription coregulator activity; protein binding
Source: RefSeq, a predicted model, not a curated record
UUUAUCUCUCUCUCUCUCUCAAACAUUAAAAAAAAAGAACACUCUUUCUCUCUCAUAACUCUUCUGUGUUUUUUCUCUCUCAGAAAAUCCGAAAUUUCUACUCAAUUUCUCUCUCUUUUGUCUCCAAAACCUCCAUAAACUUAUUCAGCAAUGCAUGAUCUUCAUUUUAGUUGUAAUUUCGGGUUUUGAUGCUCUAAUUUUGACAGAAAUUUCAUUGGCUCACUGAGUUGGGAAUUGAAAUUAUGCUGGAGGCAGUGGAGAGUUCAGUCAAUGGAGGGUUCUCACAUUUGCAAAGCUGUGGAGACAGUAGCGAGGAGGAGCUCUCCGUGUUGCCUCGUCACACUAAGGUCGUGGUGACUGGUAAUAACAGGACAAAGUCUGUGCUCGUGGGUCUUCAAGGCGUGGUCAAGAAGGCUGUUGGAUUAGGCGGUUGGCAUUGGCUGGUUCUUACUAAUGGCAUAGAAGUAAAGCUACAGAGGAAUGCCCUGAGUGUGAUUGAGGCUCCCACUGGCAAUGAGGAGGAUGAUGACCUGGAAUUUGACAAUGUGCAGUGGAAUGGAUCGGAUUUGGCAUCCGAUGACACUCAAAAGUCCCAUAGAUCAAGGCACAGGACGCAUAAAUCAACAGGGUCAUCUCACAAGACUAUGAGCAGGUCUCUCUCUUGUGACUCACAGUCUAAGGGCUCUGUUUCGACAUCUCGUGGGGCCGCGAAGGUUGACCUCAGCAAAUUGGAGAUGGCUGCCUUGUGGAGAUAUUGGAGACACUUCAAUCUCGUGGAUGCUAUUCCCAACCCAUCUAAAGAGCAGCUAGUAGAUGUGGUUCAAAGGCAUUUUAUGUCCCAGCAAAUGGACGAGUUGCAGGUGAUUGUGGGAUUUGUUCAGGCUGCAAAGAGACUGAAGCCUACAGUUUGCAAAUGACUAACAGAUAGCUGGUACCGAAAAGCCCUCUCCCCUUUCCCUUCCCUGUUUGUAACAUAUGUAUGGAUUUGUUUCUGAUUAUGGUAAUGGUAUGUGUUAGAGGGCCAAGUAAUUUGCGUUGUC